Podarcis lilfordi (Lilford's wall lizard) is the source of this 7133-nucleotide messenger RNA. The record is from the annotation of a GenBank genome assembly. NCBI's taxonomy places the organism in Eukaryota, Metazoa, Chordata, Lepidosauria, Squamata, Lacertidae.
CUCACUCUUCCUGCCCUCCGAGGAAAGAUCAGCUCAACUCCAGCAAUGCAGAACCAGGGGUCUCAAAGAACGAUCCUAACAACCUCUCCUCCGAGGACAGUGACCUUCUCCAGGAUAACUACAUUUAGUGCUUCCCAUAGGCUGGCCUGGUAACUUGCUUCCAAUGAUUUGGUGGUUUCUGACAGGGGAUACAUCUGGGAUGCACAGCUGUUGGCCGGAGGAUUGGUACCCAGUGGCUGAAAAAAUGGGACUUUGGGGGAUUUUAAAACUUUUGAAAACUGCAGGUUGAUGCUUUUAAUAUCUAAUGCAUCUAGGAAAUAGAAAUGCUUUCCCCACAUUCACUGCUGUGGCACAGUCAUAGGUAAAGUGCUAUGUUGGAAAUCUUGCUAUUCUUGUUGCUGCGCUGCACCAUUAAUGGAAGUGCACUUUGCAGCGUAGCAUAAGCCAAAGAGAGAGGGGAGCUCUCUGCCCCAAGGAAUUUACCAUCUAGGCUGAAAAAGUGUGGGAGUCAAGCAACAGGGUAAGAGAAGAAAACUGGAAGAAGGGAGGAAUGAAAGAGGCAUGGGUAACAAGGCAAGGGUUGGGGUGAGAGACUGUAAACUGCUGGUUUUUGGUGUUGCUCAGAAACAUUUCCAUUUCUUAAAUGUACCUUGCACUAGCCUCUUUCCUCCAGCUUGUGAAAUUAAAUCUUUGGAACAUAAUAAUUCGUGCACAAAGUUUCACCCAAUGCUCACACAAUUGCUGGAGCAUAGAGAUGAAUGCAGCCCCUUCUGUGCAGAAUGUGUGUACAGUAAUGAGUCUGAGUCCAUCUGUGCAGCCUUGGAUGUUGGAUGUUAGGAAAGCUACCCAUAAGUCACCUGUGCCUGUCCAGUGCUCACUUGGGAAAGCAAGCAUAUGCAAAGCAAGUUGAUGGUGUAUUAAAAAGCCGGGGGCGGGGGGGGGGGGAGCUGGCUGGGAAUGUGUGAAAGCAAAGAGAGGUGUGAGCCUUGUUAGUGGCUGGGAUUGGGUUUGCACUAUCUUAACACUGGAGCACUAAUGCUCAGCAUCUUGAAUUCACUGAAGAAAUGGGAGGGUUUGAUGGAAUGGGACCAGAGGGGAGGGAAUCUUUCAGCUAGAAAUGUAAAUUCCCAGAGGUACGAAGAACCAGUCACUUCCAAAUUAUGUGCCACUGAAAGGUCAUUCUGGUGAAUACCAGGCUCCUUAAAGGCUUGUUAUGAGAGAGAAGCACAGCUGUCCUGUUGGGUGCUAGUGCCAAGUGAGGGAAUGCUGCUUUUGUGCACCCCUUGUUUGAGUGGGACCCAUCCGGAACAACAGAUGCAAAAAAUAAACCAGAAAUAGGACUAGCAGCUUGGGUUGCACAGUGUCAGCUGGCUCCCAGGCUUGCUGCUUGCUCACCAGUGACACAUUAUUUUUCUUUCUAGCAAGAUGCUGAGCGACGCAGAGAAUAUGAAGCUGUUUGGGCCGUGCAGUCAGAUGCAUGGACACAAUUAUAAAGGUGAGGUGGUCUGAAUAACUUUGUGGGUGAUCCUGCUUAUUUUUAACACCACCACGGGGUAGAGGGUAGAGCAGCUGUUGAAAAUUUAUUUGGGGGUUUCCACCUGAAUUUUCUCUUGACAAUUCAAGCCUCCCGGUAGUCCUGCAAUUCUCUCCAUCUGUUGUGCAGAUACAUAGUGGAACAGCAGAGGCUGGAUAUAUUUGUCUGUUACAUGGCUUGAAUACAUAGUCAAUCCCCAUAAGGUUCCUCAUGCCAGUAAAUGGCCAGGGAUAGAAUCACAGAGCCUAGGAUUUGAAUAAGAGUAGAGAACCUCCAAAUCGAAUGGCGGGAGCCUAAACACAGCUGAGAGGUGGUGGAACAAGAGGUUGAGUGCUUUGGAAUCACUCUUGGAAGGUGAAUCAGGGGUGAACAAUGGGGCCAGGUGGACUAAAAUGGAAAUAGCACCAGGUGACAGUGCAUUAAGAUGUGUUUGCAAAGUUGAGUUGGAAUAAGUCAGGAUCAAGGUAACCAGGAGGAACUUGGUAAGAUGGAGAAUUUUCAGAGUUAAUUAAUAGCCUGGAAGCAAAACGGACGUCUGUUGUUUCAACCACCAUUGCAUCCAUUCACCAUUCAAGGGAUGUAUGUGUUAGCUGCUGUAUCAGCUUAAUUUUCUUUGUUCAGCUUUGUGCAAGUUCACAUUUUGACAGGUUUGCCUUGAGAUUCCAACACUGUCCCCAUUCCAGAACAAGCAAUAAAGGAGGAUCUGCAGACAUUGCUGGUCUUGGAGAGUUAAUUGUUUUCUUCUUCUCUUCUAGUUGUGGUAACUGUCCAUGGAAAAGUAAGUAAAACCAUGGGUGGCGUAGGGAAGAAACCAUGAGUAGCUAGGUGUGACUGGCAGACUCAAGAGGUGUUUUGGCUCAUUUGUUCUUCCAUGAACAUCAUUCAUUCCACUACAACCUGCUCAUCACUGAAUUAUCAUGAAAAAUGGAGAAUGCCAAAAUUAUAUUUGACCAACAGGCUGGUAUUAUUCUACAGUACACGUGAUGAGAGCUUAACUUACCAUCUUCCAGAAAGUCUUCAUUAUGUGGUUUGAAGGAAAGCACAUAAGCUUAUAGGGAUGUGAGUGGCGCUGUGGUCUAAACCAUAGAGCCUAGGGCUUGCUGAUCAGAAGGUCGGCGGUUCUUAUCCCUGUGAUGGGGUGAGCUCCCAUUGCUUGGUCCCUGCUCCUGCCAACCUAGCAGUUCGAAAGCACAUCAAAGUGCAAGUAGAUAAAUAGGUACCACUCUGGCAGGAAGGUAAACGUGUGCUGCUCUGGUUUCGCCAGAAGCAGCUUAGUCACGCUGGCCACAUGACCCGGAAGCUGUACAACAGCUCCCUUGGCCAGUAAAGCGAGAUGAGCGCCGCAACCCCAGAAUCGUCUGCAACUGGACCUAACAGUCAGGGGUCCCUUUACCUUUACAUAUGCUUAUGCACACAGAGACAAUAUUCAUAUUUACGUUUGCAUGAAGACAAUGUAAUGCACAUUUAAAAAGGCAACCCUAGAAAUAAUUAUUGUCAUGAAAUAUAAUUACUAAGAGUAUUAAAGGCUUGUGAUUCAGGAGCCGUGAAUGUGCAUAAUCCUAACAUUAAAUUGACAGAACAUUGGAGGGGAAAGGCAUUAGGGUUCUGCUGUUGGUUAGUUGGCUUGUGUUAAGGGUUAUAUUUAUGAUAUUGUGAGCUGCUAAGUUGCCUAGAACAUCUGUCUAGUUGGUGGGUUGCAGCCUCACCUAAUGCGGAUUGCAGCAGCAACACCUACAACCAUACAAAUAUAUGGUAUAAAAAAAUGUGGGCUUCCAAAUGCACGUUUGGGCUAAUGAUGGAUCCCUGGUCUGAAAAUGCUAACGUCUACUGAACUAGUCUGCUGGCGUGCUCUGGUCCAUGGGGUCACAAAGAGUCGGACACAACUAAAUGACUAAACUACUACUACUACAACAACAACAGAGCUAGAGGCUUUUUUCGCAUAGACACCAUGUAUAUCUAAAUUUAUUAUUUUGAUUAACCACCAAGAAGUUCUCCUACGUGAUCCAGACUGAAUAGGCAGCUCCCAAUUCAUUUUGGAGCUUGCAAGGUCGAUUGUACCCAAUGGACCUUUUUUCCACCCCACUAUUAGCUAUUAUAUUGCUAACCUGUAACCGUAAGAGCCAAGUCUCUAACUCUUGGCUGGUGUUGCCACAUUAGUCCAUUGCUGCAGCUUUGGUGACACCUCAACGGCAAGCAGCUUUAUUGUGGCAUAAGCUUCCACCUGCAAAGCCCACAUCGUCCGAUCAUAGAGAUUGUGGACCAUGCUUUAAAAAAAUGUUGAAGGUUGCACACGCAUGUCAUGAGGCAGCCAUGGUAAACUAGACACAAAGUUCUGGGUCAUUGGGAGUGCCAUGCAGAAGGCUCUGAGACUAAUUCCAAUAGACUUCAUGCCCACACCCUCCAGCGGGGAGUGGGUCGCCACUAACCUCUGGGUCAUGCGUGGGUAUAUUUGACUAUAAUGUGCUGGCCAGCUCCCAGACUUUUCUUUCCUAGAUGGCUGCAGAAAUUCUCCAGCGGCCAUCAGGAAUUCAAAGUGCAAAUUGUAUUCCCACAAAAUCACCUGUCCAUAGAUUGCUGAGAUGCCCACUGAUCUUCUUUCUAGAUUGAUCCCACUUCUGGGAUGGUGAUAAAUCUGGAGGAGUUGAAAGCAUUCAUGAAGGUAAAGAUGCUGGAUUGUGCCUGGGUGAUUCUUGGCUGAAACUGUAAACACAAAGGGGAGGGCAAUGGUUCUCUAGCCCAAAUCUGCUCAGCACUUCCCAGCUUUCCAACUCUCAUAAGGUUGAUGACUGCUGUUUAUUAGAAAAAGACCUCACAUAACCCAGCUUUCAUUCUGAGAGCGCAAGCGGUCAAUCACAAAGUCUGUUCAAGGACUUGCAAACCAGCAGCUGGCAUGUCUGUUUGAAAUGCAAACUAAAACCUUUUGCAAUUUCAGUCAGCCUAGUGAGCCAUCUAUUUUUAUUUUGCCUUGCGGGGAAGAAGAGAGGGAAGGACAUUGGAGAAAUGAGCAUAUACUAAGAAUGUCGGAAGAAAACUAUUCAGUCAGAUGAAAGGUUCCAUCUGUUUUAGCAAUUCUUGUUUCCCAGAGUGACUCUACCAAAUGUCCCAAUGGGAAACAUGUAAGUAAGACAUGAGGAUAACUGCCUUUUCUAGCUCAUGUUCCCAAGCAUGCUGAACCUGAAGGUAACAUAUAGCCAUCAUAACUAGUAGCUUUAAAAGCAUCCCAAUCUAGGGACCAUCAUUAUAUCUUGUUGCAGUGAAUUUCAUGUUAACUCAGGGAAAUGUUUGGCCUACCAGACAUGGCUGAUAGGAGUUGCAGUUCAGCCACACCUGGAGAGCCAAAGGUUCCCCACCCCCGAGUUAACUCAUAUGUGCAUAAGGGAAAUAACAAUUAUUUUAACAAUCCUGCUAUGCCACAAAGUAAAACUGAUUAAUCAAAAUAUUGCUGUUGGUUUGCUUGCUUUUCAAAGUACCAAGGAAUAGGUUCAGCAAAAAAACUCUUCUGUGAUACAGGGCCUUGCAUGUAUUUUGCAGUCAUACCACACAAAUUCAUAAUUUGGUGCUGAACAUAAAGUUCAGCAUUCUAAGACCCAGUUUUUUAAAAUAAAUAAAUGCUGGUUCCUAUCCUUUGUGGCCCUAUUAGGCUUGAAUAUAUUUGGUGAACUCUCCAAAGUUAAAGCAGAGGGGGAGGAGGAGAUUGGGGGUAACAUUUUCUUCCACUGAUGAUAAUAAUUCAAUACUCUAUACAUAGCUUUUUGCCCUGUAGCAAAAAUAAAAGCAGAAUUCCUCGCACACUGCCCAAAGCCAGCAUGGUGUAGUGGUUAAGAGCGGAGGACUCGUAAUCUGGUGAAGCGGGUUCGCUUCCCCGCUCCUGCACAUGCAGCUGCUGGGUGACCUUGGGCUAGUCACACUUCUCUGAAGUCUCUCAGCCUCCCUCACCUCACAGAGUAUUUGUUGUGGGGGAGGAAGGGAAAGGAGAUUGUUAGCCGCUUUGAGACUCUUUAAGGGGAGUGAAAGGCGGGAUAUCAAGUCCAAACUCCUCUUCUUCAAAGCAAGUACUCAUAUUCAUAUAGGCUUAUAUGAAUAUCCCUAUAGGCACAUUCAUAUAGUACGUUCAAACUGAAGAAUUAAAUUAUUCUUGGUGUAAGAUUUUGGCUUGUCUUGGUGCAGAAUUCUUCAACAGAGUUCUGUGGAAACUAAAUGAAUUUAUAAUAGUUAACUGCUCUUUGCUACUCACUUCGCAUCCUUUGCCUUAUCUUGCUUAGUAUCCUUUUCUGCCCUUCCCCAGGAAGCCAUCACAAAGCCCCUUGACAAAAAGGAUCUUGACCGAGAUGUCUCCUACUUUACCAACAUUGUAAGGUAAGAAACCAGGAUGAUGCUCACGAUAAUGAUAGUCAUAUACCUUACCCACUGUCAGUAGUGGACCACGGGGUCUCAAAUUUCAGCAGCGCCCUGUGCAACACCAAAAUUUGGUGCCCUCCCCCAACCUUCGCCUUCCAUUCUACAACAUAGUUGCAGUGCCCCCCAAGGCUCUGCACCCAGUGUGAUCCCUGUGAGGUUCCUGGGAGGGUUAUAACAAUUUAAAAUUCACUAUUAAAAAGAGUUAAAACAAAUCACAGGAAUAGUUCAACUGUGUUCAAUUUUUGUCCAGCUCUCACAUCUUUUAUUAAAGCCUCAGCAAACCACUCGCCACUUUCUCUUGUGUUCCUCUAAGUCGCAUGCAAGAAAGAUGCAGACAAGCCUAAUGCCCUGAUUCUGUCUCUGUCAAAUCUCCAGCACAACCGAGAAUCUCGCUGUAUUCAUCUGGGAGAACCUCCAAAAGCACUUGCCUGCAACGGCUCUUCAUAAAAUAAAACUCUACGAUACAGAUGAGAGCAGCGUUGUCUAUAGGGGAGAAAUGCCAGCUCCAUCGACUGUCGUGAACGCCUGCAAAAUGCCCCCCACAGAUGACCAAAGGAAGCUUUGUAGCAGUCCUAAAAAUAUGUAACUGCUGGUCACGAUUGCGCCCUUCCUGCCAUGUGCUCCAUUUGUGGGCUUGGGGAAAAUCCACUGAUCCUUCACAGGUUACAAAGUCUGAACCCACAGGCAUGUCCAGCACUUACAUGUAUUAAUGCGCACACUGCCAAGGGGUUUAGAAUCUUUGGCUAGAGUUAUGGUGUGCAUCCAUUAUGAGUGAAUUUUCCUCUAACCCAAUGCUCACAAGAGGUUCGUAUACAAAAGUAAUAAAAAAAGUUUGGUUUAUGAUAUGGAAUGAAAGUGAGAGAAUAUAUAACUGCUGCUUCAGACAGCAAAAUUUAAAUUUAAGCAGCCAGCAAACCCUACAGUACAUAGACACCUUGAUUUAAAGAGUGAAAGAAUCCCUAACUAUUCUCAAAAGCCUACAGAAAGUGAGUGGAAAGUGACAAUUUUGCCACUGAACCCCACGCUAAUAGCAAGUCAAGGAAUGAAGAGGGAAGAGUAUACCUGUACUUAAGGGCAAAACAUAUGAUGUAAAGAGUGUGACUAGGUUCGUUAUUGGACCUUGGAGCACUAACAAACCACUGAGAAUAUGAGGUUUUUGUAUUAAUUUUAGCCAGUGCAAUCUAAUGAAAACGGGAAGCGG